AUGAAUGCUCACGAUCCUGAUGCCAUUGUCAUGGCUGAUCGCAGAACCACACCUUUGGUCGACAACAAGUCAGUUGGUGCGCUUUCAGGCGUCGCGGACCUCGACCAUAUCGAACGGUCCAUCACACCCACCCAUGGCUUUGCCACAUUAGACGACGCUGAGCCAAUCGACUUGCUCUACCCAGUCGUUGCGCCUAACCACGUACCGCCUUUGUCGCAGAGCAGUAUCGUACUAGCUCUCAACUUUCUGCUCAACAUGACCUUCUUCAUCAUCGUGCCGACGUCGGCCAACUACGCAAACGAGCUAGGAGCGUCCACGUGGUUUUCGGGUCUCACGGUGGGCGUGUCGGUCGUGGUGUCGGGCCUACUGCUGGUGCCGUUUUCGAUGCGAUAUGAUCGAGUGUAUCGAUUUCCGAUUCUGUUUGGCGCGGUAUGCAUCAUACUAGGGCAAGUGGUGUACGCGCUUGCAGGACUGGCAGAUACGGCGUGGUUGAUGUUUGGCGGUCGUAUGCUGAUCGGUGCCGGGUUCGUAUCGUGGCGGUACGUCAAGAGUUAUUUCACAGAUGCGGCGGUGGUGGGGACGGAAAAGAGGACGAUGAUGGCGGCGUGCUUGGUGACGUCUCAGGUAGCAGGCAUGGCGGUGGGGCCGUACGUGGGCGGUCUACUGUCUAAGAAAGUGAGACCUAUGACCGACGAGCAUCGAUUGUGGAACGGAUUCACAGCGUCGGGUUGGGUCAUGGUGGGCGUGUUCGCGAUGUUCUUCGGCGUGACGUGGAUCGUCUUCCGGGAGCCUGUUGAGGUGACGAACAAGGCUGAAGCGCAGAUGGAGCUUUCCGCACUAUCGGCACCAGCCUCGGCAGCGAGGCGAUCGAAGGAAAUGCUGGUUCGCCAAGAUCCAACGCUACCAAGCAUGUUCCGCGAGCUCAAUUCGACGCAAAAGUUUUCGGUGAUCACCAUGUGUUGGUUCAGCAUGGUCAACUUUUUGGUUCUGGGGGCGUGGGAAGUCAACAUCCCGAUCUUUGGACAUCUGCGUUUCGGUUGGACCGAGUACAAUGCGGGUAACGUGAUCGCUCUCGGCGGAUUGGCAACCAUGCCGAUUCUUUUCGGGCUGGUGUUUGCUGCCAAGUACAUUCAGGAUCGACUGAUUCUGGCUGGAGGGACGUUGGUCGGCCUGUUCGGACUGUCGCUUCAUAUGGGAGCGUUGGAAAGCCCGGCAAAGUCGGCAGUCGGGAAACUGGCAGGGCUGGAGGAGCUCAACUUUGGCUCGUUCUUUACCAGCUGGUUCUUUGUGAGCCUGGGAUACAAUGCCCUCACGACCAUCACGCUUGCAUUGCUGUCGAAACAGCUACCAGCCAAGUACAACGGCUUGACGUCGACUGUGAUCCAGUUGAGCAACAACGUGGGACGCAUAUCCGGUGCACUGUGGGGCGCAACGGUGUAUCAAGUGGGUCAGUUUAGCAUUGUUUCGCUGGAAUUGGCAGUCACGCUGGUCGGUACAUGUCUGAUUGGGUUCAUGUGGCGAAAGAUGAAUGUAGCUAGUGGAUAA
Molecule: messenger RNA, 1545 nt
Organism: Mycosarcoma maydis (corn smut)
Lineage: Eukaryota; Fungi; Basidiomycota; Ustilaginomycetes; Ustilaginales
Exons: 1
Coding region: 1-1545 (514 amino acids)
Biological process (GO): transmembrane transport
Cellular component (GO): membrane
Molecular function (GO): transmembrane transporter activity
Source: RefSeq, a predicted model, not a curated record